This is a messenger RNA of Lobosporangium transversale, 1224 nucleotides long. RefSeq names its product glycosyl-transferase for dystroglycan-domain-containing protein. Gene Ontology annotation, biological process: protein O-linked glycosylation via mannose. Lineage: Eukaryota; Fungi; Mortierellomycota; Mortierellomycetes; Mortierellales; Mortierellaceae. Gene Ontology annotation, molecular function: xylosyltransferase activity; glucuronosyltransferase activity. The record is from RefSeq and is a predicted model, not a curated record. The coding region runs from base 1 to 1224 and encodes 407 amino acids. The transcript is spliced from 4 exons.
AUGAGACCAGAAUUAUCACCAAAGGUAUUGGUACUGUUGCGGUAUGCAGCCGCCGUGUACCUCUUAGGAUCAGUCCUCUUCACUCUAUAUAGCCUCUUUCCCCAAUACAAGGAACCACAACCAGAGCCUAGCAUCAAGCCAAAAAGACUAACUGAACCAGGACAGGCAACAUUUGAUGUGGAAAAUAUUCUUUACUCACAGCAGAUUAUGACAUGGAAGAGUAAGAGUUUCUUGCCUUCUAAGGUCCUACCAUAUUAUUUCAAGGCUGUUCGCAACUUUAAUCCAGAAUCUGUGACCAUUACCACUCUGAUUACAUUUGACCGCUAUCCGAUCUUCAGCAGACUAGUGACCAACUAUCAAGGUCCAAUAUCAGUAUCAAUCCAUAUCACCGAUGAUGAAAACAAGGACGAAAACCUGUCAAAGCUUCAUGACAUGUACAACUCAAACCCAUAUAUGAAAGAGUUUGUGGAUAUUCAUGUUAUCGUUGAUAAAUUCGAGCGACAAUUCAACAUGUGGCGUAACGUAGCUAGAUUCUUUGCGCGUUCCAAUUACUUUAUGAUGCUUGAUGUUGACUUCCAUAUCUGUACAGAUUUGCAACGUCACUUGUCUCUGGAUGCUAAGGCACGAGGAGUUCUGAGUUCAGGAGCAGCAGUAGUUCUUCCAGCAUUCGAAUAUGUAAAGCAAGACGAUGGGAUCGACUCUGCUACAUUCCCAAAGGACAAACAGGCACUAAUUCAGCUUGUACAAAAAAAAAAAAUCACGACAUUUCAUGAUUUUUUCCCAAGAGGCCAUAACGCGACGGAUUAUGAGCAAUGGUACAAAUCAGACUCUGUUUACAAGGUGACAACAUACCAGCAUUCGUAUGAGCCUUACGCCAUCAUGAGAAAAGAAGGCACACCAUGGUGCGACGAGCGGUUCAUUGGAUACGGAGCCAAUAAAGCAGCUUGUUUGUUUGAGAUCUACAUCUCUGGUAUCGACUAUUGGGUCCUUCCCCAGGAUUUUGUAAUUCAUCAAUCGCACCCGUACAAAGAAGAAACUCGAAAACAAGAGCGCAAGUACAACCGCAGGCUUUAUCAGAACUUUCAGGAAGAAACUUGCUUCCGCUACUUUAAAUACUUCCUUGAGACCAGCCAGUGGAACACUUCAAAGGCCGACAACUUGAAGGAACAAUGUAGCCAAAUUAGAGGUUUUAACCAAGCUGUGGAGCAGUUUACAAUCUCAUAG